Hypomesus transpacificus is the source of this 2398-nucleotide messenger RNA. RefSeq names its product TAF6-like RNA polymerase II, p300/CBP-associated factor (PCAF)-associated factor (gene taf6l). NCBI's taxonomy places the organism in Eukaryota, Metazoa, Chordata, Actinopteri, Osmeriformes, Osmeridae. The record is from RefSeq and is a predicted model, not a curated record. The coding region runs from base 140 to 2044 and encodes 634 amino acids. Gene Ontology annotation, biological process: RNA polymerase II preinitiation complex assembly; transcription initiation at RNA polymerase II promoter. Gene Ontology annotation, molecular function: transcription coactivator activity; RNA polymerase II general transcription initiation factor activity; protein heterodimerization activity. The transcript has 12 exons. Gene Ontology annotation, cellular component: SLIK (SAGA-like) complex; SAGA complex; transcription factor TFIID complex.
UAUCCGGAACAUGUCAACAGUGCACAUCUAGCGAGACUUCUGUGCACAAUUUGAAUGUAUUUUCCCAGCCAAUUUAAUUUCAACUACUUAAGCGGAUCUUUCAGCAGAGCUGCGGGUCAACCGGGAAGGCGCCGUGAGCAUGGCGGACCGGGAGGAGAGGCGCUUCGCCGAGGUGCCCAGGGAGUCUGUCAAACUCAUGGCGGAAAGUGCUGGAGUGGAGCUCACAGACGACGUGGCUGCCCUUCUGGCUGAGGAUGUGUGCUAUCGGCUUAGGGAAGCCACACAGAGUAGCUCCCAGUUCAUGAGGCAUGCAAAGAGGAGAAAACUGACCGUUGAAGACUUCAACAGAGCACUGCGUUGGAGCAAUGUGGAGGCUAUUUGUGGCUAUGGUGCCCAAGACUCCUUACCAUUUCGUCCCAUCAAGGAAGGGGAACUGUUCUUUGUGGAGGACCGUGACAUCAAUCUGGUGGAACUGGCUCUGGCCACCAACAUACCUAAGGGUUGUGCAGAGACCAUGGUUAGAGUGAAUGUGUCUUACCUGGAUGGGAAAGGCAACCUGGAGCCACAAGGAACUGUCCCCAGUGCAGUGCAGACUCUCUCGGAUGACUUGCUGAAGUAUUACCAACAGAUCACUCGUGCUAUCCUCGGAGAGGACCCUCACCUCAUGAAGGUGGCUCUGCUGGAUCUCCAGUCCAACUCCAAAAUCGCCGCCCUUCUGCCGUAUUUUGUCUACGUCAUUAGCGGGGUGAAGUCGGUGAGCCAUGACCUGGAGCAGCUGAACAGGCUGCUGCACAUGGUGAAGAGCCUAGUCCAGAACCCCUACCUGUACCUGGGCUCCUACGUGCGCAGCCUGGUGUCCAGCGUCAUGUACUGCAUCCUGGAGCCCCUGGCUGCCUCCAUCAACCCCCUGAACGACCACUGGACCCUGCGCGACUACGCCGCCAUGCUCCUCAGCCACAUCUUCUGGACCCAUGGAGACCUUGUGAGCGGUCUGUACCACCAGAUCCUGCUGUCCCUCCAGAAGGUUCUGUCCGACCCGGUCCGCCCCCUGUGCUCCCACUACGGGGCAGUGGUGGGGCUCCAUGGCCUUGGCUGGAAGGCUGUUGAGCGGGUGCUCUAUCCCCACCUACCUGCGUACUGGGCAAACCUGCAGGCUGUACUGGAUGAUUACUCUGUGUCCAAUGCCCAGGUCAAAGCAGACGGACACAAGGUCUAUGGAGCCAUCCUGGUGGCAGUGGAGCGUCUUCUGAAGAUGAAGGCCUUGUCCCUAUCGCAGUCUGCAGACACGGCACAGCCAGGCUCCGGUGGUGGGAUGGGCUUCAGGGUGAACUCCCCUGGGCUCAGCCCCCCUCCCGAGCCCCUCUCAGAGCCCGCCCUGGGCAUCGCCAGCCACCUCCAGGCCGGCGGGGCGGGGUGCCCCUGGGAGGAGUGGACGGCUGUGCCCCUGCCCGCCAUGUACGGAGAGCUGUACUCCUUCUUCGGGGACAGUCUGGCGGUCCGGUUCAGCACCGGACCAGAGCUGGGAGGGUGCCCGCCUUCGCCCCCGGCCCUGUCUGCCGACACGAGGAAAGAGCCGUCCGGUUCAGCGGCCGACCCGGACACCGCCCGCAAGAUGCCGCAGCUGACGGCCAACCUGAACAUCAGCCCGCGCCAGGAUGGCAGUCCUCGGGCGGAGCCGGCUCCACCCAGCCUGGCUGCCCCUGGGAGGUCCCUGGCUCGCUCCUCCUCCUCCUCCUCAGUCCAGCGUUCCCGCUCCUCUUCCUCCAGGCCAGGCCAGCGCUCUGCGGGGCUGUCCCGCGACGUCUUCCCCAAAGCCCGCUUCCCCCCGCCCCAGGCCGGGCCCCCUGCCUUCUCCUUCCUCAUUGGUGGACGGCAGAUGGGCCGCCGUUGCCAGGGGCGACGUUUCCAGACCAGCUUCAGCCCCCAGCCCCUGUCCACCGUGCCGCCUCGCGCCUACGCCCACAAACUUCCUGUCAUCGGCAGGGUGGGCAAGCCCGUCCGCCGCUGGGCCUGUUCCCAUUACUCCCUCCACCUGCCCCUCUGAGCUCUGAGAGAGGUGAGAGGUGGUUGGAGAGGGGGGAAAUGGAAUUUGGCCAAGCUGCUACUCGGCAGUUUGUUGUUGACUCAUGCCCUUUUAUACUGACACUGAAACCAAGAGACGGCCCGUAAGCCAAUAGCUCAGUUUCUGAGAAGAGAACCCUUUGUCCCAAGGAGGUAUGGAAGGAGACGAAUAUGUUUCAAUAUUGGAAUUAGGCCCAGUGGGUGGAAUUGCAGUUGGCAAGGAAAAUACUUUAAAGCUCAACUUCAACAUUAUCUUGACAAUUAUUUUGCUAUCACGUGUAUGUAAAAUCCUGUACAUAUUCCAUUUCAUGGAAUAAAAAGUGCUACAAUAUCACUA